AUGGUGUACGUGCUGCCUGAGGAAGAGCUUGAUCCUGAAGAGAGGGACAACUUCCUCCAACAGCUUUACAAGUUUAUGGAAGACAGAGGUACUCCUAUCAAUAAACCACCUGUUCUGGGCUACAAGGACCUUAAUCUCUUCAAACUUUUUAGACUGGUAUAUCAGCAGGGUGGGUGUGACAAUAUUGAGAGUGGUGCUGUAUGGAAGCAAAUUUAUAUGGACCUUGGCAUUCCUAUUUUGAACUCGGCUGCUUCCUACAAUGUAAAAACUGCUUAUAGAAAGUAUCUGUAUGGUUUUGAAGAGUAUUGCCGUUCUGCAAACAUUCAGUUUAGGACCAUCCAUCACAAUGAACCAAAAGUGGUAGAAGACAUACAGAAACACGUGGAACCAAUGGAGGAAAGUGUAAAAGAGGAACAAAAAAUGCCCCCAACAGAAGUUAAAAAAGAAGCAGAAGAAAAUUAUUCCAGCAGUGAAAGUGAGAAAGAAGAAAUAGAGCUAAGAUCCCCAAGGGGACGAAGACGACUUGCCCGUGAUGCAACCCCUGGUAAAAAAGAUAGUGAAGAGGAUAAAACACAAGACAAAUUAAAAGACAGUAACAAAGAAAACAAGGAUAUAGAGGAAACACCUGAGAAUGCAGAAAAGAAAGAAAAUGAAAUUCCACUAGGGAGAAAAAGUACACCAAAGCAAAAAGAGAAAAAAAUUAAAAAACAGGAGGAUUCUGAUAAAGAGUCAGAUGAAGAGGAAGAGAGGCAGAGGUAAACGGAGGAAAUUGAGAACAAAGGCGAAUCAGAAGGUGAAGAGGAUGAGGAGGACGCAGAACCCUGCCUGACUGGAACCAAAGUGAAAGUAAAAUACGGUCGUGGGAAGACUCAAAAAAUUUAUGAAGCCAGUAUUAAAAGCACAGAAAUUGAUGAUGGAGAAGUUUUAUAUUUAGUUCAUUACUACGGUUGGAAUGUAAGGUAUGAUGAAUGGGUGAAAGCCGAUCGGAUUAUCUGGCCUGUGGACAAAGGAGGACCAAAGAGAAAACAGAAGAAAAAAACAAAAAAUAAAGAAGAGAGUGAAAAGGAUGAGAAGAAGGAUGAGGAGAAACAAAAAUCAAAGCGUGGGCGACCCCCUCUGAAAUCUACUCUUCCAUCAAACACGUCUUGCGGUUUAUCCAAAACACCUAAUAGUGAAGGUAAAUCAGGAGCCAGAAGUGCACGGAACAACUUGUCAGAUUCCUCACCAUUACCAAAUGGAACAGAAGCAACACCUCGCAGGCAGACGAGACGUAGCUCAGGAAUGUUUGAUUCUGAUAGAGGAUCAAACGACUCUGGCUCAUCUGACAGUGAAGCAGAUGAGUCAUCUGAAAAGAAUUUGAAUGAAGAAUUUUCUCCAGAAACUUCAGAACUGGAAAAAAGCGAAAAACUACAUGAUGAGAAGCUGGAUGAAGAAAACCCAAAGAUUCCUCAUGCAUUGAAAGAAAAUGACAGGACUCAAGUACAGCCACUAGAAACACUGAAACUGGAAGUUGAAGAAAGUGAACAAAUUGUUCAGAUUUUUGGAAAUAAAACGGAACAAAUAGAAGAAAUCAAAAGAGAGGCUGAAAAAUCGCCUAAAGGAAAAGGGAGAAGGAGCAAGACAAAAGAUCCCUCAUUAGAGAAUGCAAAGAUUUUACCAGGAAGCCAAGACGAGGUGGUAAAUGAAUCUCUUACGGAACCUGAGAGAUUAGACACGUCUUCCUUGGACUGUAAAGAAAUUUCCAGCACUACUGAAAGUGAAACAGAACCUUCUACAAAAGAUAAGAAACUUCUGAAGAGGAAAACUUUGGAACAGGCAUCGCCUGAGAAGAGAAAUCGACGAGAGAGUGAGAUGGAAGUGCCAAAUAUUUUAUCUGAAGAGAGGACCAAUGAAUGUAUUGGAGCAGAAGAAUGUAGAGGGCUGAAUGCUGAAGAGUCCCUCAGAACUGAAAAUGAGGAAAUGCCAUCCCUGGUGGCAGAAUCCGUUCAGCACAGUCAGGAGCUGAGGAAUGAGAACUUCGAACGUCCCUCUGAAGAAAAUGAGAACGUUCCCUUAAAAGACGAGGACGAUGCAAUGCCUCAGAUUGGUCCUGAAACUUUGCUCUGCCAUGAAGUAGACUUGGAUGACUUGGAUGAAAAGGAGAAGAGCAGUAGUGAAGACACGAUAUCAGAAAAGCCGGACCCUAAUCCUUCCAAUUCCAAUCCAUCUGCCUUACCCCCUGCCGUCCAGUCGAGCUUUUCAGUGGCCUCACCUCUUGCGCUCAGUCAGGACGAGUCGCGCAGCAUCAAGAGCGAAAGCGAUAUGACUAUCGAAGUCGACAGCGUGGCAGAAGAGUCGCAGGAAGGUCUCUGCGAAAGCGAGUCUGCCAAUGGAUUUGAAGCCAGUACUACAUCGAGCAAUUGUAGUAUAGCCGUGCAGGAGAGAGAGCUCGGAGAGAAAGGUCAGAAAAGACCCAGUGACAGCAAUAGUGGAACACUGGCAAAAAAACAAAAGCGUACUCCAAAGCGAACAAGUGCUGCAGCCAAAAAUGAAAAGAAUGGAACAGGACAAAGUAGUGACAGUGAAGACCUUCCUGUCCUGGACAGUUCAAGUAAAUGUACUCCUGUAAAACACAUAAAUGCAUCCAAACCACAGAAGAUUUCUCGGUCACCUGCCAGAGUGAUUUCGCCUCACAUCAAAGAUGGAGAGAAGGAUAAACACAGAGAGAAGCACCAUCACCAGAAUGCUUCGCCUAGAGUAUACAAGUGGAGUUUUCAGCUCAAUGAACUAGACAAUAUGAGCAGCACUGAAAGGAUCUCCUUCUUACAAGAAAAACUACAGGAAAUACGAAAAUACUACAUGUCGUUGAAGUCAGAAGUAGCAACCAUAGACAGGAGAAGAAAACGAUUAAAAAAGAAAGACAGAGAAGUGUCACACACAGGAGCAUCCAUGUCAUCUGCUUCAUCGGACACUGGAAUGAGUCCCUCAUCAUCUUCUCCUCCACAGAACGUGCUUGCUGUAGAAUGCAGGUGAUACACGCUUCUCUGCCUUGCCAGCAACUUGCUGCCAUGGACAUAAACCCUGAAAUUCAACCACAGAAAGCACUCAACUGGUUUGACAUUGCCAAGUCUUUUCUGUACACACUUCCACUGCUGGACUGUACCUGUUCUCCCCUCCUCCCCCUUCUUUUGUUUAAUUUACUGUUCAGAGAAAUUAAGCUCAUUGGUAACUGAAGGUUUGUAGGCACAACGUGACAUGCUUGUCAUUGUGUUUGUUUUUGUUUUGUUUUUAUUAACGCAGAGAAAGGGCACUUAUCAAAUUUGCAAAGUUAUGUUCAAUGAAGCAUUCAGGUGUUCUAGGGAGAUCGUAGAAAAGCAAGUGCACCGAGCAGACAUCAGAGUAUUCUCAGAAAGAACUGCUGCACUUUCACCGGGCUGUACGUUAACUUGGUGAGUAGUUCCUCUUUGUGGAAGCACUUGCUAUACAGAACUGCCAAAGUAUGUGUUCAGCAAUGUGCCCAGUUUUAAAGGUGUAAAUGGGACAAAAUAAAUUGUGAAAGGAAGUGUAGUUGACUGAAAACUACAGUUGUAAUAAGUCUUCCACUUUUUAUAGGAUUUUUGAGCACACGAUUAUGCAAAUAUUUUAAUGUUUAUUAAUGUUUACAGUGGAAUUGUGAAUAGGUUUUCAGUGGACUAUCUUAUCCCUUGACAAAAAUAUUUUGUCUUUUUUCUAUGUAAUUUCAGAGUUUUUAUUUUGUUACAAAAAGACGAAAAAUGAAAUAUAUAACAACAGUGAAGUUAUUUAACAAGAUUUCUAAAGCUGAAAUUUUUGUGUAAAAUAAGGUAUCUUGCAACUUGUUAAAUAUAUUUAUUCAGACAUUGGAUGUUGUAUUUUUAUGUAUUUUUUAAAAUAUUAAUAAAAUUGGAAAAA
Molecule: messenger RNA, 3909 nt
Organism: Leptosomus discolor (cuckoo roller)
Lineage: Eukaryota; Metazoa; Chordata; Aves; Leptosomiformes; Leptosomidae
Source: RefSeq, a predicted model, not a curated record